Cyprinodon variegatus (sheepshead minnow) is the source of this 1877-nucleotide messenger RNA. It is a transcript of the gene nme9, whose product is annotated as NME/NM23 family member 9. The coding region runs from base 76 to 1875 and encodes 599 amino acids. The record is from RefSeq and is a predicted model, not a curated record. Gene Ontology annotation, biological process: GTP biosynthetic process; UTP biosynthetic process; CTP biosynthetic process. Lineage: Eukaryota; Metazoa; Chordata; Actinopteri; Cyprinodontiformes; Cyprinodontidae. Gene Ontology annotation, molecular function: nucleoside diphosphate kinase activity. The transcript has 15 exons.
GUUUUGUUUAUUGCUUUCCAUUAUUUCUAUUUUUUUUUUUUUUAUUUAGUCCCAAAUAAAUCUAAAUAGUUAUAAAUGGCAGGGAAGAAGAAAGAGGCGACCCUACAGGCAUCUGUUACAAGCCAAGAACAAUGGGAGGAGAUGCUUACUAUAAAAGGUUUAACAGUUGUGGAUGUUUACCAGCAGUGGUGCGGUCCCUGUCAAGCUGUGGUCAGUCUCCUGAAAAAAAUAAAGAAUGAAUUGAGUGAUGAUCUUCUUCAUUUUGCCACCGCUGAAGCUGACAGUAUUGAUGCCCUGGAGAAGUACAGAGGAAAAUGUGAACCCACCUUCCUUUUCAUUGGAGGCGGGGAGCUGGUGGCUGUGCUGCGAGGUGCCAAUGCUCCGAUGCUCCAGAAGAUGAUAGUGGAGGAGCUAGCUAAAGAAAAGCUGAUCCUAGAACAAGGCAGGGAGCGCAAAGUGGUGAAAGAUGAGGGUUUGCUGGAUGAAGAGGAGAAAGAGGAGAAGCCUCAGCAGCAAGAAAAUGAAGAAAGUAUAAUUGUUCCUGCCAGUAAAUCCUACACAGUUGCCAUCAUUAAGCCUGACGCAGUUGCUCAUGGCAAGGCAAAUGAGAUCAUUAUGAAGAUCCAAGAUGCUGGGUUUGAGAUCUUUGCACACGAGGAACGAACUCUGUCUGAGGCUGAGGCUCGAGAUUUUUACCAACACAAAGCAGCAGAGCCUUACUUUGAGGACUUGGUGCAGUUUAUGUCCAGUGGUCCCUCGCAUAUUCUGGUGCUUUCUCAAAUAGAGGGGACAACCAAUAUCAUCCCUGCAUGGCGUGAGUUCAUUGGCCCGGCAGAUAUAGAGGAGGCCAGGAGAGAAAAGCCAGAAAGCUUGCGGGCGCAAUACGGCACAGAGACGCUGUUCAACGCAGUACAUGGCAGCGAGGACAGCGACCAGGCCAGCAGGGAGCUCGCCUUCUUUUUCCCCAACUUUAGGACGGCCUCCGAAGCAGAGCAGGAUGGGGAGGAAGAGCAUGUGGAGAGGACGCUGGCUCUUAUCCGGCCUGACGUUGCCAGGGAGAACAGAGAUGAGAUCUUGGCUCAGAUUCACAAGGCAGGCUUCACAGUUGCCCUCCAAAAGGAGGUGAUGCUGACAGAGGAGCAGGUCAGACAGUUUUACUUCCAGCAUGUUGAUAGAGACUACUUUCCUGCCCUUCUACAAAACAUGACGAGCGGACCGGUUCUUGCUUUAGCUUUGGCCAGAGAAGGGGCUGUCCAUCACUGGAAGAACAUCCUCGGCCCUCCUGACCUUCACAAAGCCAAAGAGGAGGAUCCUGAGUGUCUAAGGGCCCAGUUUGCAGUGGAGAACGCGCCCAUAAACCAGCUUCAUGGCAGUGCAAACCCUGAGGAAGCAGAAAGAGAGCUCAGCUUCUUCUUUCCUAAACAAAGGACGCUGGCAGUCAUCAAACCCGAUGCUCUGGAGGAGCACAGAGAUACGAUUUUGGAAGAGAUCCGUGGAAGAGGCUUCACCGUAGAGCAGCUGAAGGAGACUGUGCUGUCAAGGGAAAUGGCUGAGGAGUUUUACAAAGAGCACAGGGAGAAGCCUUUCUUCAUCCAGCUGGUGGAUUUUAUGUGUCGUGGGCCCUGCAUGAUGCUCAUUUUGACUAAGGAGAACGCAGUGGAGGAGUGGAGGGCCAUGAUGGGCCCCAGCGAUCCCGACAAAGCUAAGGAAAUAUCCCCGCAGUCUCUGAGGGCGCGCUUUGCUGCUGAUAUCCUCCACAACUCAGUGCAUGGGUCCUCCAACGAGCAGCACGCAGAGGAGAAGAUCCAGUUCAUCUUUGGUGAUAUCAGCACAGAUGCAGCUUCUGUCUCAGAGAAACUAGCAGAACCAUCUUAGGU